Eimeria necatrix is the source of this 1617-nucleotide messenger RNA. RefSeq lists its product as hypothetical. Bases 1 to 1617 code for a protein of 538 amino acids. Lineage: Eukaryota; Apicomplexa; Conoidasida; Eucoccidiorida; Eimeriidae. The transcript has 3 exons. The record is from RefSeq and is a predicted model, not a curated record.
AUGCACGGGGUGUCACUGCAGCGCUUUCCGGCGGCAGCCGGCGAAUCGGCUGAUCUUCCGCAGCUUUCCGGGCGGCGACGCGCGAGCGCCCGCGCAGCAGCAGCAGCAGCGGCAGCAGCAGCAGCAGCAGCAGCAGCAGCAGCAGCGGCUCUUCUUCCGUCCGCGUUCUCCGCUGCAGCCUCAGCCCCUCCAGCCCUGGCCGGCCUUCUGCUGCUCAGCUGCGGGAACGCCCUUAAGGGCGCUGCGUCGAACCCGGCAGCAGCACCAGCAGCAGCAGCAGCAGCAGCAGAAACGGCCGCAGCAAAGGCAGCUAAAGCGACAGCGGCAGCAGCAGCUGCUGCCGCGACCUGCGAAGGAGCGACGCUGCGGGGCAGACGCGUCGAGCAGCAGCAGCAGCAGCAGCAGCAGCAGCGGCUGCAGCAGCGGCUGCAGCAGCAGGGGCAGCAGCAACACCGUUCGCUGCAGCGCCACCAGCAGCACCGCAGCCGCAGCCGCAGCCGCAGGGAGAGCAGUAGAACUCGCGGCACUAGCAGCAGCACUAGCAGCAGCAGCAGCAGCUGCAGCAGCAGCAGCAGCAGCAGCAGCAGCAGCAGCAGCAUUUGUUUGGCUAUGGAUGAAUUUUCAGCAGCAGCAGCAGCAGCAGCAGCAGACCCGGCCAAAGUGGUGUGGCACUCGCUCGGGCUGCCGCACUUCCGCAGCAGCAAAGUGCAAGAUGUGCUGGAGCACUGGCAUGUGGAAGCAGCAGCAAACUUGCUGGAGUCUUUUCAUUUGCAAGAGUUGCUGCGGAGUUACUUGACAGCCCUGGACUGGGCGGGGCAGCUGUUUGCGCAGCAGCAGCAGCAGCAGCAGCAGCUGCAGCAGUUCACGCGGGACACCGUUGCUGCUGCUCUCGACGUGGACGCCUGCAGCAAAAGGCUCCUCUACCUCUCCGCAGUCCCUCUUGUUGCUGCUAAGUCUUCAGAAGCUUUUGAUGUCGAAGCAAGAAAGACAAAGACUCUCCAUGUCUUGGGAGUCCAGAGUGUGCUGCGGGGCCGUUUGCUGCUGCUGCUGCGGCUGGUCCGCGACAGCAGCAAGUUCCUCUGCAGCGCGCUCACGCAGCAGCACCUCCAGCUGCAGCAGCAGCAGCAGCUGCUGCUGCAGCAGCAGCAGUUCCCCGCGCAGCAGGCGCACUUCCCGCUGCAGCAGCAGCACGAGCUCUCGCUCCCGCUGCAGCAGCAGCAGCAGCAGCAGCAGCAGCAGCAGCAGCAGCAGCUGCUGCUGCUGGGGGCCUCGCCCGCGAAGGUGCUGCUGCCGUUCUCGCGGCUCUCCCGCUACGCCCUGGACUCCCUGGAGUAUCUGCUGCAGUACUUCGCUGACUUAGCUGCUGCUGCAGCAGGAUCUGCUGUUUUCCCGCUGCUGGUGACCCGCACUUACAGCAGACUCCACCGCAGCCUGCAGACAGCAGGCCAGUUCUUUGCUGCUGCAGUCCACGCCCACAAGAUAGCCCUCGCGCUGCAGCAGCAGCUGCAGGCCCUCAAGGACCAGCGCCGCCUCGCUGCUGCUGCCAGCAGCAGCAGCAGCAGCAGCAGCAGCGGGGGGGGUGGGGGCGGGGCUGCUGCGGGCGGCAAGCCGCGCUGA